AUGGAAGACAUAUCGAUUCCUGACAUGGAGCUUUUGAACUGUUCAGCUUUACUGUUAACAAAGGAUUUGUACGCCAACCGUCCUGCUGAAUUUGACAAACUUGAAUGUCGACCAAACACCAAUUCAGACUGCUCCGUAUUCGAAUACUGCUUGGACGGUGUUUGUACGCCCGAUAACAGAGGAGGAACAUGCCCGCCCGACGAGAUCUGUGUGAACAAGAAGUGUAUACCGCAUCCGCUUCAACCUCUCGCCCCUUCGGAUCCUAACGUGCCACCGCAACCAACAACACCAUCUGCUGAAGUCAGCGCAGCAGCGCUAUCAGCAGUGGAUGAAGUAAAGCCAGAAGCGAAGCCUGCAGUCGAGCCUCAGGCAAGAUCUGCACCUAAGCCAUCAGUGGCACCCGCAGAACAAACACAACCGAAUCCGACAACACCAUCUCCAUCGCCCUGCAAAAGCGGAUGGACUCAUAUUGCGAAUUUGAAAAGUUGCUACUACAUGAAACACGGAUCGUUCAAUUACCACCAGGCUAAUCGCGAAUGCCAAGCAAUGGGCUCAUAUUUGGCAACAGUUCGAAAUCAGGAAGAAAUGCAUCAAAUUAACGGCAGGUUUUUAACUGGGCUAAUUUCUCGCAUCAUUUUGGAGAAGCAUUGCUCGAUUAGAGCGAAAACAGAUAUCUUACGGAUUUUGCAGCAUUCACUCGCUGGGUGA
Gongylonema pulchrum is the source of this 708-nucleotide messenger RNA. Lineage: Eukaryota; Metazoa; Nematoda; Chromadorea; Rhabditida; Gongylonematidae. The record is from the annotation of a GenBank genome assembly.